UUUUUCUUUUGUUUUUGAAAUCUAAUAAAAUUUUCCUACAAAAAGUUCUCAGAUUUUAUAAACAAUUUUAGAAAAUGAAAGGUUUUCAUCUUGCAUGUUGUCUGGUAGUUCAGUUUUCUUCUUAGGUUAAGGCAAAUAAAAACAGAACAAAAGCAAUGCGAAGUGGAUCUUUAAAUCAUGAUAGCGGACUUUUGGGCUGCAAUUAAGGGUAGGAAGUUUGGGCGUAUCCAUUUCCAAGCGAGGAAGGCAGAUAGAAAUUAAAAACAAGAGGUAUUUUUGUGGUCUGUUAUUUUUAUUCUACUUUUUGAUGAUCAUACUACUGUUCGAUAAUAAACUAACAUUUUGAGUUUUAUUAUUUCAUCGUGCGGUUUACGUUUGUUCUUUUGCCUUGGUAGAGAGAUGGUGUGAUGUUGAACUUUAAGAUGGUUGAUGGUCUGUUUUGAUAUUGACUAAAUCCUCUUCUUUCCACCCAAGUUUUAGCUGAACUGUAGCAGCAGUCAUUACCGUUUUUAUGAUUUGUUUGCUGCUCACAAUGUAACGUACCCUGCCACCAAUGCAUGCAUCUACGUGUCGAUCUUAAUUAAUUAAGAUACAUUCAUAGGCAUCGCUAUUGGUUCAUAAUUUUUCUCCAUUGUUUAUUCCAAUCAUAUGUAAAAAGAAUUAUUCUGCCAAAAAAAAAAAAAGUUGACAAUUACCUCAAAAACCUUGACUAACCUUAGAUCCGUAGUGCAAUUUUUAAGCGGUUUUUGUCACUUGGACUUUGGUCAGCCGCAACUGAAUCCAUAAACCAAAUGGUGCGGCGGCCGUACCGCUUCAACCACUGUUCCUGAUUCUACCAAGAUGGGAUCAACAAGAGCGUUCCAAAGUUCCAACUCAGGACGAGGCAGAGAAAGAGAUGAGCAAGAAGAAACGGUCAAAGACAAGAAAUCGUUCCCUCCACACGACCAUCCCUCGGAGCUCACGCUGUCAACCUUAGCCCGUGUUUGCCCCCUCCUUUCCUGAUUUGCCGGAGUUCCAACCGUUCAUUCAUAACCCGCAACACAAAACAUUUGUUAUUCUACAAGUCCUACGUUGAUCAUAUAAAUAAAGGAGGAGGAGGAAGAGGAAAUGGCACCGAGCUCGAUAAGGAAGGCGCUGGGGGCGGUGAAGGACCAGACGAGCAUCGGCAUAGCGAAGGUGAGCAACACGUCGACGGUGUCCGACCUGGACGUGGCGAUCGUGAAGGCGACGCGUCACAACGAGUUCCCGGCGGAGGAGAAGCACAUCCGGGAGAUCCUGAGCCUCACCUGCUACUCCCGGGCCUACGUCAGCGCCUGCGUCUCCACCCUCGCCCGCCGCCUCGGCAAGACCAAGAGCUGGACGGUGGCCCUCAAGACCCUCAUCCUCGUCCACCGCCUCCUCUGCGACGGCGACCCCGCCUACGAGCUGGAGAUCUACUCCGCCACCCGCCGGGGCAUGCGCAUGCUCAACUUGGCCGACUUCCGGGACACCUCCCGCUCCGACGCCUGGGACUUCUCCGCCUUCGUGCGCACCUACGCCCUCUACCUCGACGAGCGCCUCGAGUACCGCGUGCACGGCCGCAGGAAGCGCCGGCGCAGCCGGAGCAGCAUCUGCACCGACGAGGAGGAGGAGGAGGCCGCCGUGGUCGAAGCGGCGGCCGCGAGGGCCACGCCGGUCAGGGAGAUGAAGACCGACCGACUCUUCAUCCGGACGCAGCGCCUGCAGCAGCUCAUGGAGCGCGUCCUCGCCUGCCGGCCAACAGGAGCGGCAAAGAACAACCGGAUCGUUCACGUCGCUCUCUACCCGUUGGUGAAGGAGAGUUUCCAGAUCUACUACGACCUGGCCGAGAUCAUGAACAUCUUCAUCGAUCGCUUCAUGGAGCUCCAAGUCCCCGAAUGCGUCCGCGUCCACGGCAUCUUCUCCCGCCUCUCGAGGCAGUUCGAGGACCUCGAAGUCUUCUACGGCUGGUGCAGGACCGUCGGCAUCUGCCGCUCCUCCGACUACCCCGAGGUCGAGCGCAUCACCGCCAAGAAGCUCGACGUCAUGGACGACUUCAUCCGCGACAAGUCCAGACUCGCCGACAUUAAGAAACACCGCGACUUCGACCCCGAACCCGACGACGCCAAACCCCCCGAAGAAGAAGAAGAGCCCGACGACGACAUCUCCAACAUCAAAGCUCUCCCACCUCCCGAAGACUACUACUCCGAGCCACCGGCCGAACACAAAGAAGAAGAACUCCAACAACUGGAAGAAGAAGUCGACCUGCUCAACCUGAAAGAUGAUCACGCGGUGACCGGAGAACAAUACGGCGACAGCCUCGCCUUGGCGUUGUUCGACGGGAACACAGCAUCCGACACGGCGCCCAAGUGGGAGGCGUUCACGGACUGCGACUCGUCGGACUGGGAGACGGCGCUGGUGCAGUCGGCGAGCAACCUUUCCGGCCAGAAGGCGGCGCUGGGCGGGGGAUUCGACAUGCUGUUGCUGGACGGUAUGUACGCCCAGGCGCAUACCUCGGCGACGGCCGCUGCUCAGGCGCAAGGAUACGGUGGGAGCGGGAGCGCGAGCAGUGUGGCGAUCCGGGCACCGGCGCUGCAGCCAAUGCUGGCGCUGCCGGCACCGCCGACGAGCGGGGGGACGAACAUAUUGGGAGGAGACCCGUUCACCGCAUCACUGAUGGUGCCGCCGCCGUCGUACGUCCAGAUGUCGGACAUGGAGAAGAAGCAGCAGCUGCUGUCGGAGGAGCAGCAACUGUGGAAGCAGUAUGCGAGGGAUGGGAUGCAGGGCCAGUUAGGGCUGGCCACGCUGCAGCAGUACCCAUCAUGGGGUUAUCAAAUGGGCGGCUACAACCACAACCAGAGGUUUUGAUGGGGGGAGGAAAUUAAGAGGGAAUUUGUUUUGAUGGAUGAUCUGCUAGCUGGCCGUUGGAUCUUGGGGGGUCCAUGUACAAGAGUUGGGGAUGAACUUGUGUGAGGACUAUGAUAAUUGGGCUAUCGAGUUGAGAUGUGAGGCUGUAAUUAAUUGUAGGCAAUAUGGACGUACGUAUUUUUAACUUCAUAAA
This is a messenger RNA of Elaeis guineensis (African oil palm), 3058 nucleotides long. RefSeq names its product putative clathrin assembly protein At1g03050. Gene Ontology annotation, biological process: clathrin-dependent endocytosis; vesicle budding from membrane; clathrin coat assembly. Lineage: Eukaryota; Viridiplantae; Streptophyta; Magnoliopsida; Arecales; Arecaceae. Gene Ontology annotation, cellular component: clathrin-coated vesicle; clathrin-coated pit. Gene Ontology annotation, molecular function: clathrin heavy chain binding; SNARE binding; 1-phosphatidylinositol binding. The record is from RefSeq and is a predicted model, not a curated record.